GGCCCACAGACUUGGCACACUGUGCACCUCCGCCAUCUGGGAUGUACCCUGAAUAGCAUUAAGAGAGAUCUGAAUUCAAAUUCGGGUUUGUCACCAACUUCCCGGAAUGCCCGUUGCUGGACGCGUCUUUUCUCUGACUCUCAGCCUUCUGACUCUGGUGUGAAAGAGUGGAACCGAUCCAACGCGCUAUCAGGAUGCCUCCUGCUCUGAGACUGGAGUUUGAGGUCUCCAUCUCCAAGAGAUGCUUGAACAGUCUGAUUGGGACCUUGCUUCCUGCUCAGCCUGACUCAUUUCUGCCCGAGCUGUAGGCGUGGCCCUCUGGCUACACGUGUCUGCUUUUGAAUCGUCCUUCCCCCCUUAAAUCUGCACACCGAAGAGGAUUUCUCUUCUGUGGCAAUUCGAGACGGAACUGCAGGGCCAGACCCUGUGUUCCAGGCCCAGAAUCAGUCAUGGGGGCCCGUGCCAUUGUUUCUGACGCCAACAUCUUGUCUGGCCUCGAGAGCAACGCCACGGGUGUUACAGCCUUCUCCAUGCCUGGCUGGCAGCUGGCCUUAUGGGCCACAGCCUACCUGGCCCUGGUGCUGGUGGCUGUGACAGGCAAUGCCACAGUUAUCUGGAUCAUUCUGGCCCACGAGAGGAUGCGCACAGUCACCAACUAUUUCAUCAUCAACCUGGCCUUGGCGGACCUCUGCAUGGCAGCCUUCAACGCGACCUUCAACUUCAUCUACGCCAGUCACAACAUCUGGUACUUCGGCCGUGCCUUCUGCUAUUUCCAGAACCUCUUUCCCAUCACAGCCAUGUUCGUCAGCAUCUACUCCAUGACCGCCAUUGCUGCUGACAGGUACAUGGCCAUCGUUCACCCCUUCCAGCCACGGCUCUCGGCCCCCAGCACCAAGGCAAUUAUCGCUGGCAUCUGGCUGGUAGCCCUGGCUCUCGCCUCCCCGCAAUGCUUCUACUCCACCAUCACUGUGGACGAGGGGGCCACCAAGUGUGUGGUGGCCUGGCCCAAUGACAACGGAGGGAAGAUGCUCCUACUGUAUCAUCUGGUCGUGUUUGUCCUCAUCUACUUCCUGCCUCUCCUGGUGAUGUUCGGGGCUUACAGUGUCAUCGGCCUCACACUGUGGAAACGCGCGGUACCCAGACACCAGGCUCACGGAGCCAACUUACGCCAUCUACAGGCCAAGAAGAAGUUUGUGAAGGCCAUGGUACUGGUGGUGCUGACAUUUGCCAUCUGCUGGCUGCCCUACCACCUCUACUUCAUCCUGGGGACCUUCCAAGAGGACAUCUACUACCACAAGUUUAUCCAGCAGGUCUACCUGGCGCUCUUCUGGCUGGCCAUGAGCUCCACAAUGUACAACCCUAUCAUUUAUUGCUGCCUUAACCACAGGUUUCGCUCUGGAUUCCGGCUUGCUUUCCGGUGCUGCCCCUGGGUGACACCAACCGAGGAAGACAGGCUGGAGCUGACUCACACGCCAUCCCUCUCCAGGAGAGUCAACCGGUGUCAUACCAAGGAGACUUUGUUCAUGACGGGGGACAUGACCCACUCUGAGGCUACCAAUGGACAGGUUGGGAGUCCCCAGGAUGGGGAGCCUGCUGGACCCAUCUGCAAGGCCCAGGCUUAGCCCCUUUGAGAAGCAGCUGACGGAAAAGCCCCUACGUAAUAGCUUGUCCCACACCCCAUUCUUCAACACACCGACAGAAAAAAACAGGAUGGUGCUCCGAAUGCCACAGGCAAUACGGGUGUCAACAAAGAGCUCGGAGCACAGACACCUGUCACAGGCAAUCCAGCGAUGGAGGAAGGCACUGGGAGGACUGGGAAGCAACACUUGGCCAACCUAGAAGCUGCAAAGUGAGAUGUCUCCCAGGAGUAUAGAGAAGGAAGGAAAACUGGAUCCCAGGGAAGAAAACUGCAGUUGUAAUGAGAAGGGCAGCUGAAGGACAGAGAGAUGGCUUGGCGAGGUGGAAAAGCCUCUGCUAAGUAAGCAGUGGUAAAGCCUCUGCUAAGCCUUGUGACCUAAGUGCAGUUCCUGCAACCCACAGGGAAGGUAAGAACCAAAGCCUACAACUUGUCCUCUGACUUCCUCCAAUGUAUGCAUGCAUCAUGUAUGCAUCUGUGUGUGCACAUACAUCUGCACAUGCACGCACAUACAAACAUAUGCACACGCACGUUAAAGAGGAAGAAGGCGGCAGCUCCCACAGGAAAAGGUGGGGACUGUAGCAGACUGCAGAGGACAAGUGCCCAAAGGGAAACCCAGCUGCUUCGCUCGCUCUGGAACACAAUUGCCAGGUUUUCCGAAUAAAGAAAGCCUGAGAUCCAAAUAUAUAUGUAUGGGAGCUCCAGGCUUCUAAAUUUGGUUCAUGAAAAUGCUUAGAGACACUGGCUAACCCAGAGCGGUGCACAUCCACACCACCACCUCCUCGCCAAAGACAAGCCACAAAGGAAGUCACCCAUUUGGCUGCGAAUGGAUCCACGGCUUUUCUACCUAAGGAUCUAAAAGCUCCCAUCCAGCCCAGAGGGGAGGGCGGUUAACAGUCCAGAGGAACCUCAGCUGAGAUGUAAGAUACUCUGACCCCCUGCUUGAUGGCAGGAUUGCCGUGAGGCUUGUUGGAAGUGAUGCCUUCAAACCAGCAGGCCACAUCCAGCAAAACGCUCAAUAAAUAGUAACCACGAUUCUUCGCACUGUAAGACACAAAAGCCACCUACAAGUUAGGAGAAUGGUUCCCCCUCUCACUUCUGCAGUGAGGAGCUGGCAGGCAGAGCACACCGAUGGUCCCAGUUCUAAGAACGCCUGGCCUAGGCCGCUCCAGGCCAGUCUGUCUCCCUGCUUGGUGGUCACUCAUUUGCUGCCUACCCCGUGCCCUCUGAAAACCAAAGACGCUGUAAACACGUGUUCAAAGUUUAAUGUCAUCUGAGCUUUCCCAGAGUUCACUGCGCCAGUACCCCCAAUAAAGGGCUCUGAUGUCA
Molecule: messenger RNA, 2965 nt
Organism: Rattus rattus (black rat)
Lineage: Eukaryota; Metazoa; Chordata; Mammalia; Rodentia; Muridae
Gene: Tacr2
Product: tachykinin receptor 2
Exons: 5
Coding region: 450-1622 (390 amino acids)
Biological process (GO): positive regulation of flagellated sperm motility; G protein-coupled receptor signaling pathway
Cellular component (GO): plasma membrane; sperm midpiece
Molecular function (GO): substance K receptor activity
Source: RefSeq, a predicted model, not a curated record